Molecule: messenger RNA, 798 nt
Organism: Colias croceus (clouded yellow)
Lineage: Eukaryota; Metazoa; Arthropoda; Insecta; Lepidoptera; Pieridae
Product: NADH dehydrogenase [ubiquinone] iron-sulfur protein 3, mitochondrial-like
Exons: 1
Coding region: 1-798 (265 amino acids)
Molecular function (GO): NADH dehydrogenase (ubiquinone) activity
Source: RefSeq, a predicted model, not a curated record
AUGUUGAGCAUAAAUAGAAUUUCACUAAUUCCCCGGUUGUACUCAGCGUUAUUUAAACGGGGAUUUCGCUCUUCUACCAGAUUAUGUAAGGAAAGUGACCAAGGUGACGUUCAAAUAGGUAAUCCAUUUUGUUUAGAACCUAUUGAGUACGAGAGUCGCACGUUCAAGAAACAUAACAAUGAGCGUCGCCAAAGGUUGUACGAAUUUGGUUUAUAUGUUGCGGCCUGUAUGCCAAAAUUUGUCCAGAAAAUCCAAAUGCAACACACAGAUGAAUUAGAGAUUCUGUGCGCUCCAGAAGGUUUCCAUCCAGUACUAUCGUUUUUAAGACUUCAUCAACAUGCAUGCUUUGGAACAUGCUCCGCUGCUACAGCCAUGGACGUGCCCAGUCGCGAAUUCAGAUUCGAGGUCAUUUAUUGCAUUUUGAGCUUACGGUUUGGAGAACGAGUCAGGGUGAAGUCUUACACUGAUGAACUCACCCCUGUAGAGUCUGCGUAUGACCUUUGGCAUGGCGUCAACUGGUUCGAAAGGGAAAUUUACGAUAUGUUUGGUAUAAUUUUCCGUAAUCAUCCAGACUUACGAAGAAUUUUGACAGAUUAUGGUUUUCAAGGACAUCCACUGAGAAAAGACUUUCCUCUCACGGGCUAUAUAGAAGUACGAUACGAUGAUGAAUUGAAAAAGCUUGUGUAUGAACCGGUAGAAUUUGCGCAAGAGAUGCGAUCAUAUGAAUUGGAAUCGCCUUGGAAUUAUAUGAAGAAUUUCCACGAAGGAUAUAAUAAUCCAAAGCCAGUUAAAAAGUGA